Acytostelium subglobosum LB1 is the source of this 798-nucleotide messenger RNA. RefSeq lists its product as hypothetical. Gene Ontology annotation, molecular function: ubiquitin binding. The record is from RefSeq and is a predicted model, not a curated record. Gene Ontology annotation, cellular component: endoplasmic reticulum. The transcript has 3 exons. NCBI's taxonomy places the organism in Eukaryota, Evosea, Eumycetozoa, Acytosteliales, Acytosteliaceae. Bases 1 to 798 code for a protein of 265 amino acids.
AUGAUAUCAUUCUUUCAAUCAAUUGGAUUGUUAAUCUUUAUUGCAUUACUGGUUACCUUUUAUCUUGAGUUGGUAGUUCCAUACUUUAAGAAUAGGAAGAACAGACAGAUUAAAUUCUCCAAGAAGAGUAAUGAGUUAAAUGAUGCAAGAAAACAACUUAUAAAUGAUAAACAGGCUGAACAAUAUAAUCUUACAAGAGAUAGUAUUGUAAAGACAAGGAAGAAGUUGGAGGAGAAGUUAUUGUCACAAUCAAUAGAGUUGGAGCCAACUAUAAAAGAUGACAACAAAAAGACAAAGACAAAGACUGGAAGGACAUUGAAAGGAGAUGUAGUCACUACUCCGGCCUCGAAUCAAAACUCAUUGGAUUGGGAGGCAAGGAAGAAGUUGGAAUUGGCAAUACGUCAACUGAACAUUGAGUAUGAGCAUUCACUGCAGACUGAUGAGGACAGAGAUGAGAAGCAAGAGAGGAUGCUACAAAAGUUAAUGGAUGCUGACGAGAAGGAAAGGAGGAUACAGAGGAUACAAGAACUGCGCGAUAACCUCAAGCCUGAACCGACUGAGGGCGAUAUCACAAGGAUCCAGAUAAGGUUCCCAAGUGGAGCGUGUCUGACCAGGAAGUUUAUGUACACUGACAAGGUCCAGGACUUGAGAGAGUUUAUCGAUUCGAAGGACUUGAUGCGAGAUGUUGAGUAUGACAUUGUGACCAACGCUCCAGCUCGUGUGUACUCUGAUGAUAGUGCCACUUUGGUCGAUGCUGACCUAUGUCCAGGAGUCUCUGUAAUGGUCGUAGCGAAAUAA